AAAACUAAUUUUUAAAUCUACAUCCUGUAUUCCUUACCCUUGGAUUCCGUCAAAAAUCUUUCUAAAGAAACAAACAAAAGAAAACAACCCCCCCAUUGUGAAAUCCUUGAUCACUUCCGAGUUCUAUCGCCUUAAUGGGUUCUGGGUUUUCGGUCUACAACAUGAAGCAACCACAGUUGCCGGAGCUGAGUCUCGGCGAUUUGCCGGAGGCUUGCUUGGCCUCUGUGAUGGAGUACUUGGAUCCGCCGGAGAUUUGUAAGCUAGCGAUGCUGAAUCGAGCCUUUCAUGGAGCUUCAUCGGCCGAUUUUGUGUGGGAGUCGAAAUUGCCUCCGAAUUAUGACUCUGUUAUUGAGAAAGUGUUUGAUGAUUUUCCAUCAAAGCUGUGUAAGAAAGAUAUAUACGCCAGGCUCUGUCUACAAAAUUCCUUCGAUGGAGGCACAAAGAAAGUAUGGCUGGAUAAGAAUACAGGAAAGCUUUGUUUGUCAAUAUCUUCAAACGGGUUGGCAAUUACUGGAAUUGAUGAUCGGAGAUACUGGAACCGUAUUCCGACCGAUGAAUCUAGAUUUGGCAUGGUGGCAUAUCUCCAGCAAACCUGGUGGUUUGAAGUUGAUGGAGAGGUUGAGUUUCCAUUCCCAGCUGGAACCUACAGCAUAUUCUUCAGGCUGCAAUUAGGCCGGGCUUCAAAGAGUUUUGGUCGUCGGGUCUAUAAUGCCGAGCACAUCCACGGUUGGGACAUAAAGCCGGUGCGAUUCCAGCUAUCAACUUCUGAUGGUCAAGAAGCCAUAUCUCAAUGCUUCUUGGGCGAACCAGGAAAAUGGAUUCACUACCACGUUGGAGAUUUUGUAGUCGAGGAUCCCUGCCUUGCACCGACAAAACUCAAGUUUUCAAUGACUCAGAUCGAUUGUACUCACACGAAAGGUGGUGUGUGUUUAGACUCUGUAGUAAUAUACCCAAGUGAGUUUAAGGAGAGGUUAAAGUGUUUUUGAAUUGCUAUUAACCUUUCUGGUUGGAGAGAGAGAGAGAGAGUUGUAUUUUGUGUAGUAAUUUAGAUGGAGGGAGGUAGGAGAGAUUAGAGAGAUCUGAAUCAUGAACUAGUUGGUAUGAUAGGGCUUAGAAUGAUUUGUAUUUAAGCUAGGAAAUGUGGAUAUAUAUAUAUAUGUGUACUUUGUUGGUUGAUUAGGUAUGUUAAAUUUGUUAAUGAUUCUCACUCUA
Molecule: messenger RNA, 1212 nt
Organism: Camellia sinensis
Lineage: Eukaryota; Viridiplantae; Streptophyta; Magnoliopsida; Ericales; Theaceae
Product: F-box protein PP2-A12
Molecular function (GO): protein binding
Source: RefSeq, a predicted model, not a curated record